AAAUAAGCUUUGAUCUCUUCGUUGCAGAUUUAUCUAUCGCUCAGACGGGGAUUCCUGCAAUAAUAUCAAAGAAUAAUAUACUUUAGUCGAUCAGUUGCAUAAUAAGUAUUGAAUCUUUAGGGUUUGACAACGCAGAGUAAGCAGCGACUCGGGUUGCGAAUCAGGCGCGGCUGAUCAAGGGGUACGUGAGCGGAGGGGUAAGAGAGAUUACCUCCGUGCUUUCCGUGGCUCUUUACUAUAUCAUUGAACCGAUUUGUGUGUGGAAGAGACGACAAGUAGCAAUUGGCUUUCUAUUGAUUCUUUAGAUACUUUCCUUUUCAUCAAAAUGGCACCCUCAGACAAUAACGUAGCUGCGAGAUUGGAUCUCAUUACAGAGAGAAUUCCUGAGCAGAGUAUUCAAGGCUUGGAUCUGAUUGAAGCUUCUCUGAAAGCUGAGGGCAGGAACCCAAGAUGCUUGUGGGGUAGGCCAUUUCACAUAUCCUCUAUAUAAUAGGACAGUCGAGCUAACAUUCUGAAUAGCAACAUCACCAACGGGAAAACGUGAGCAAGAAAAUGGCAGUCAAGCCAAAUUGGACAAUCGCUGAUCUUAUUGUAUAGCACACAUUGGAUAUUUCAUUCCCGUUUUAAAAUUCGCAGACUUCAUAGAAGCAGGCGUGGAUGUAAGUUGUCAACUGCUACUCGCAUUCCUGACCUUGAUUAACUCGAAUUAUUACAGGUUGUGAUUACCUUGCUUGAUGUCUAUUCAUUCCUUGACAAUGUCCAUUAUCCUAUGGAACAAGUUUUACAGCGCAUGCAUUACUACAAGUUCGUCAUAAUUGCGGCGGCCGAAGCAAUCGGGAUUCCCGCAAGCAAGUUGCAAUUUGUUCAGGAAUCUACCUAUGUGAACACACCCGAGUUCACCAGGGACCAAUGGAGACUUUGCACGAUCGUCCCUCAGCAGGCAGUCAAAGAUGCCUGGGAUCGGAGCUACAACCCCGAUAUGCUCAGUCCAAUGUUCUGCCCUGGAAUGCAGUCCUUGGCGGAGGAAUACCUCGACAUUGAUUUUCAAUUUGGUGGCGCAGACCAGGUAAGCAGCCCUCGAAUUUGAGAGAGGUCAUUUUUCUGAUCACAAAAUUACCCUACAGGCUGGUAUCUUCGGAUUCUCGGACCGAUUCUUGCCGCAACUUGGAUUCAAGAGGCGCGGUCAUCUUAUGAAUCCUAUGCUUCCCAACCUUCAAGGAGGGAAAAUGUCAUCAUCGCACCCUCCCAGUACGAAGAUCGCGCUCCUCGACGACGCUGAGACAGUCACUAAGAAACUCUUCGGGGCGAACACUAAAGUGGAAGGUGCCUCGACAAACGGUGUCAUGGCUUCUCUCAGGGACAUUUUGAUUCCUAUUAGUAACCUUCGAGCCAGAAUAGGAAUUACCGAGGGUCAAAAGUCAUUCGCCGGGGCUAAUUCCCCAGAUGGCACGGUCUUCUCUGUGAAGGUGAAGAGCGGGGAAGAGCACUUCAGCUCCUAUGAAGAGGUUGAAAAGAGUCUUAUUGAUGGCCGGGUCACUGUUGAGGAGAUUAACACGGCCAUCGCUGGCGCCUUCAAUCAAUUGCUAGACACUAUUCGCAAGAAGUAUGAAGAGGACGAAGAGUGGCAGGCAGCGACAAAGUUAGCUUAUCCUGUCGAUGCCUAAGACUGAGAAUCAUGUAUUAUUAGUUCCUCCAUAGUUUUCUUUUGUGGCAAAUUUCAUACUUCAAAAAUUACCGAAACGA
Messenger RNA from Sclerotinia trifoliorum, 1743 nucleotides. Lineage: Eukaryota; Fungi; Ascomycota; Leotiomycetes; Helotiales; Sclerotiniaceae. The record is from the annotation of a GenBank genome assembly.